AUGUCCAGAUUAUUUGAAACAUACUCGUCUGAUAUUCAGAUGACAUUAGCUGAAGCUAAAAGAAAUCUGGCUAACAUAUCGGCGUCCAAUUCUGUUGACAGAACAAGGCAGAUAAGGCUUGUAGAAGAAAACUUAGACGACUCUUAUGACCUGUUAGAGAGACUCAAUUUAGAGCUGCAAAACGUUUCUACAAGUGAUCGUACUAAAUAUAAUGUUACUCUGAGAGAUUAUCAGAAUACAUUGACACAGCUUAAAGAACAACUGAUACAGCGAAUCGAUGAACAGGACAGAAAUCAUCUAUUUCAAGGUUCUUCCUUUGGUAGUGAUGCGGAUGACAAUCUUUCUUAUACGCAAAGGCAGCAACUACUAAAAUCGAAUGCCUCAUUAGAACGAUCUUCUGAUAGACUUCGUGAAACAUCACGUAUUGCUUUAGAAACUGAAGAUAUUGGUGCCGGGAUCCUAAAUGAUUUGAGGAGCCAAAGGGAACAAAUUGUUAAUUCAAGAAAUACCCUACUGCAAGCAGAUGGAUAUGUGGAUCGCUCUAUUCAAACUCUUAGAACAAUGACCAGAAGAAUGGCCACCAACAAGAUUAUUAGCUACGCCAUCAUAGGAGUAUUGAUCAUUCUGAUUGCACUGGUUUUAGUCAGUAAGUUCUACUAG
Messenger RNA from Komagataella phaffii GS115, 660 nucleotides. Its product is annotated as Protein involved in cis-Golgi membrane traffic. Gene Ontology annotation, biological process: intra-Golgi vesicle-mediated transport; vesicle fusion with Golgi apparatus; macroautophagy. The record is from RefSeq and is a predicted model, not a curated record. The transcript has a single exon. Bases 1 to 660 code for a protein of 219 amino acids. Gene Ontology annotation, cellular component: late endosome membrane; SNARE complex; endoplasmic reticulum membrane. Gene Ontology annotation, molecular function: SNAP receptor activity; SNARE binding. Lineage: Eukaryota; Fungi; Ascomycota; Pichiomycetes; Pichiales; Pichiaceae.